Messenger RNA from Pseudo-nitzschia multistriata, 3945 nucleotides. The record is from the annotation of a GenBank genome assembly. NCBI's taxonomy places the organism in Eukaryota, Bacillariophyta, Bacillariophyceae, Bacillariales, Bacillariaceae.
AGUCACUCUUCGCUUCAUGAAAGAAGGUACUGUCCACUCUCUGCACAUGGACAGAAUAUGUGAACAUCUCGAGGACGAAACCUUGAGAAAAACAAGGUAUGAUUAAUUAUCUUGCCCGUAUUCUUACUCAAAGAGUAAGGCUUCUGGAUCUAAUUGUUGACACAGCUGUUGACUACAGUCGUGCUAGGUUCAACCUGCUAGCUGUUUUCGUCCUGAUAUUUUUUGGUGCUAGCAGCAGUACUAGUAACUACACUGGUUCAGGAUAAGCAACAAAUUGCUUGUAGAUUUCCCWACCUACCAUAUUAAACUGCUGUCCCGCGUGAAACCGCUCUCCGCACGAUGUUCUGAAGAUAAAAAAAUACCACUACUCGUACCCUACGGUACGUACCCGUACCCGUAAAUGUGGUGUACCACGUUCUUCAUCGUCGUGACUGUUUCCUAUCGCUUUUCUUUCUGAAAACAAUCGAAACCCGAAACUAUAUUGUUGUUCAGGACGGCGUAAUUGUUCAGGACGGCGUAAAAGGGAGAGAGUAGAACGAGCGGCUGCGAUGAAAAAUACAUAUCAUUGCGAACGAGAAACAAAAAUCAAGCGGAACAAAGAAUGCCACAAAAUCCGUUUCGGCUUCACAAUGACAACGGCGAUGAAGCCUACGAAUGUCGCAGGCGACAGUUCUACCAUUUGUUCGGAGUGUUUCUGAUAUUGGGUUUUCUCUCUUCGGAAGCUUCGGCGUUUUGUAGCAGUAGCCCUAUCGUUGGAAUUCCACGUGGGAAUCACGAAAACUUUCAUCAGCGUAGCACUGUGAUCAAAAACAGAAAAUUUUCGACAGGAACAAGCACAACAAUUCCCACAAGGACUAACAACCGAGUAAAGCUACGAAGCACAGAAUCAGAAGGAGAGGAGCAACGAUCGCUGCUGGAACAAAUCAGAUACCGUCGAAAGACACGAUCUGAAAUUCGGCGAGACCGACGACGAAAGAAAAGGAAACUUUCUGAAACUAAUCCGUCGCUCUCGACUACUGUCCCGCAUUCCGGCCGACAUUUCGUUCCUUCUCAUCCGAGCUAUCGUCGCCCGUUGGUCCAGCGAUUGUUUUCGAAACUGCGAUUCAGAAAACGAUUCAUGGAAGGCUGGUAUUAUCGAUUGACUCUGAAAGAAUAUGAUAUUGAUGAUUGCAAUAUCAAAGGAAAAAGCGAAACCAACGCUGUAAGUUUUGCCAUCAUAAUUUCCAUCGAAGAUCCAGGCAUCAAAUCGAGCAAUUUGCGAUUGGCUUGUUUACAAGCGAUCGGCCCAAACGAUCAAUAUUUGGUACAAUCGACAAAAGACGAUACAAAAUUCUGGGCUUCCAAAAAGAGCCAAUCGCUAGGGUGUACAUUUAACGAACACGACAACAACAAUAACACUGCCCAUCCAAAAUCACGACUCGAUCCGGAUGUGUGGAAGGAAACGGUAAAAUCUGGCUUUCAGAUAACUGACGACUCGUCGUUCCGAACGGCAUCUACACCCAAACAUUUGUACAAACCAAGAUGGAUGGGACGGAUUCAUGGUCACGAUGGAUCGCAUGGUGGAGUCCUAGAAGGCCAGGGCGUCGGGGGCACGCUCGAGUUCGAUUUUGAGUUGGAUCCAGACUCUGUUUGUGGAUAUGGCGGGUACACUACCACGAUCGGUGAUGCAAAUGCAACUUUUGGUCAUACAGCAAACACCACAAAGAGUAACCAAGGAAUCCCUGAUUUUUCAACGACGAACGGAAGUGCUGGGAAAAGGCGGCGGCAGAGCCGGGAUGCAAACCGACAAAAAAGUACGGGAGGGUGGUUAAGUUCCUUUCCCGUUUUUGAACCUCACUGGCAGGUUACGAUAGCCGACGCGUUAGCGACUGGGAAAAUCAAUUGGAAUGGAACAGAGUACAGAUUCAAAGACCAAUCGUUCUAUGCCGAAAAGAACUGGGGAGAUGCCUUGCCUUCGAAAUGGUAUUGGACCCAAUGCAAUUCUUUCGACAACAUUGAGGAAGAAUUGUCAGUAACGGCCGGAGGAGGUGUCAGAAAACUGCCAUUUGGGAAAGAAGAAGAACUGGGGAUGAUCGCAAUACACCACAAGGGUCAAUUCUACGAAGCUGUUCCGUGGAAAGGAAAUGUGGAAUGGAAUGUUUCGACCUGGGGAGAAUGGAGUUUAUACGGCGACCGCCUCGAGGAAACCAUAGAUCACGACACGGGUCGCAUAACGCCAGCAUUUGCGGUGGAAAUUCAAUACCGGUGCGAUCCAGAUAAGCUCCCUGGAUUGGUAUUUCGGGCGCCCACACCAAAGCAAGGGAUGGUCCCUUUUUGUCGAGAUACCUUCGAGGCCGACACCGUUUUGACCCUGUGGGAACUGAAGCGAAACGAGAACACCAACGAAUUCGAAAAGAUAGAGCCCCCCAUCAUCGAUCGCGCUAGGUCAAAAGAAGGUGGUGCCGAGAUCGGAGGGGGGCCAUGGUGGGAAACUUGGAGUGGAAAAUCGCAACUGAAACCUCUGAUAAAGACGUUAUUGAAUAUUCCAAAUCGCUUUCUCCGCUACUGACAGGUACCUCGUGUCGCGGGAAAAAACGCUGCGACAACCCGUGAGCGAGGGACUUGUGAAGGUCACAAAGUUCGUUUAACUUAAGUGUGUUCAGUUUUAACAGACAACGGCCAUCACAUGCCGGUGUAGUCAUUUUCUUCAUCCAAAUAUUUAUUCGAAGGCCCUACUCUAGACGUUUCAAUUCAGAUACUCUUUUUUGUUCUACUGCUUUUAAAUAUAUGCUGUAAGGUUCUUUCCCUAUUUUCUAGUCGCAUUUCACGCGAGAAUAAAUGUACUUCACAAAAACUAAGCUGAACUGGAAUCCAGCCGCUCCAAGCAUUAGGAAGAAACCAAAUGACACAACUGCCAUGUACCCGAAGUAAAAGGAUGAUUGCAAGAUACCCGACAUUCCACUUCUUUGGAAGUAAUAGUAGAAGGAGUAAAUGUAGAUGAAUACCCCAGUCAUUCCUCCGUUAAUAUAGGCAGCCCACCACCAUCUAUGAUCUUCCCUCGCAAGUUGGAAAUAGAGCAACGCGACGGUGAUAAAAGAUGUGACAAUGAUCAAGAGAAUGAAGGCGAGAAGGAGGAUUCCGAAAAGAGUAUAGAUUUGAUGACCCCACAUGGAAGCGAAAAUGUAGUGUAGCUCGAUGUAGAUUGCCGAGAAAGGUAGAAAUCCAGCGAUCAAAAUUUGGAAUGGUCUACUUCUGUACCAUGGAAUUUCUGUCGGAAUUUCACGAGCAACCUUAGUGGUACGGGUUGGAGCAUUGAAUUCGGCUGGGACAUAGUUCUUUGCAACGAUACCACCGAAGACAGUAGUGGGGAAAGCAAUGAAUCCAUAUAGGCAAGUGACAGUCAAUAUUGUUGUGAACGGAAGAGCGCUGGUCGAUCCAUGAGCAAGUGCCACCGAGUUCACCCACAUGAAGAUAGCAACGGUCGGUGCGGGAAACAAAGAUGCAGUGAGAAGGAUACAUCUGACCCAGUUCUUUCCAUUCAUUUGACGAUACAUGCGAAUGGAGCUGUAUCCCGCCACAAAUGAGGUCAAGCAGUACAGGACUACCGCGCCGGCAAGAAGCGAGCCUCUGCGAGUAGUCGAGAUGAGACCAGUUAGGGCUAAGCCAAGAUGGCAGAAUGUCGUGACAAUCAGCUGAUUACCCACACCAACAGCUGCGCAAAAUAGUCCAGGGUUUUCGGGAAACCUGAACACGUCUCCGUGAAUCAAUUUCCAUCCCGACUCUUCUUCCUCGAUCGCCUCGUCAUCCAAUUCCAUGUAUCGUGAAAAGUCGUUCUUGAGUACUCUCAACAAGAUGAUGGUCAAAAAUGCAGUAAGCAGAAGUACCAACACAAUCGAGUUAAUGAUAGAGAGCCAAUGAAUUUCGAAUGAACUAGGCAAGAACCGCGAAUCAACGUAACGGUCCAUA